Orbicella faveolata is the source of this 1610-nucleotide messenger RNA. Its product is annotated as acid phosphatase type 7-like. Gene Ontology annotation, molecular function: acid phosphatase activity; metal ion binding. The record is from RefSeq and is a predicted model, not a curated record. NCBI's taxonomy places the organism in Eukaryota, Metazoa, Cnidaria, Anthozoa, Scleractinia, Merulinidae.
ACAUCCCAUUGUGCUGGCCAGAAAUAGCUCCACAUCAAUCACAUUUCAGCCUCGUGAACGUCACAUGAGCUCACUCCCGUCGUGAGGUCGUGAUCUUUUCAGCGUAGCAUUCGUUCCGCAGGGACAAGUCUUCGAUUGCUUUUGACAAUGACUCGUUCUAUGUUUGCUGUACUCCUCAUUCAUCUCCUGGUCUACUGCAGUUAUGGAGAAGCAGACGAUAACAAGCCCGAGCAAAUACACGUCGGUUUUACGGGAAUUUCCAGCGAGCGAAUCGUUAACUAUGUGACUCCCUCGCCGACCUUGAAGCCAGAGACAAUCGUGGCAUAUGGCACGAGUCCUAACACGUUAAACAAGAAAGUGACUGGGGAUUCGUUCGUGUUUGGUACCGGAGGACAUAAUUUUACCAUUCAUAAUGUGAAGUUGACAGGUCUCGAACCAAACACCCGCUAUUACUACCAAGUUGGUGUCCCGGACAAUGGAACAAGUGAAGUCAUGUCUUUUCAAACUAAAGACGGAAACCUAGUCUUCGCGGUAUAUGGUGACAUGGGCUACACAAAUUCUGUCAGUCUUAAUCGACUCAUACAGGAAGUGAACAGCGGAGGGUAUGACACCGUAAUUCAUGUCGGAGAUAUGGCCUACGACAUGUACGAAAAAGACGGAGACACUGGAGAUAACUUUAUGAGGUCUAUACAGCCCAUUGCCACAAAAGUACCCUAUAUGGUUCUCCCAGGAAAUCACGAGUAUAAGUAUAACUUCACCCACUACCUUCAUCGUUUUUCUAACAUGGAGCUGGGUGUUGGACAGACGAGCGGAAGUGAGACGAGUCUUUGGUGGAGUCUGGAUAUAGGCCUCAUUCAUUUCGUAGGUUUUGACACUGAAGUGUACUACUAUUACUCUGAUAAGGGUCAAAUUCAGAGACAACUCAACUGGCUUGAGGCUGACUUGAUUAAGGCCAACCAGAACAGAGACAAGACGCCAUGGAUUGUUUCUCUUGCCCACAAGGCGUGGUUUAUGGAGAAGACAGACUUCUCAGAUUUUGGACCUCUUAUGCACAAGUAUGGUGUCGACCUACACUUAUGUGGCCACGCACACAACUACCAGCGGCUUUACCCAACGUACGGCGGUAAACUGGAUAACCAAACCAAAGAACACGUUUAUAUUAACCCAGCUUACCUGACGACCAUAGUAGCUGGAUCUGCGGGCUCAAAGGAAAAGCUUUCAAGCGGUUCCGCGCCUAAAAAGGAUCUGGCAAAAUACAUCGAAGAUUACGGCUAUGGCCACCUGCAGGCCAUUAACAGGACCCAUUUAUACUGGACUUGGGAGAACACCCAUGAAAAUGUACGGUCUGUGAUGCAGGACUAUCUUUGGAUCGUGCAAGAGCACCAUGGCAUGAGGGGCCUCUACCAAGAAAAGUAUGAACUCCCGAACGAGGAAGACAUUCAAAUAUGAUUUUUGAACGAAUACAGUAAAAGUAUAUAGUAGACUACGGAAAAGCCCUUGUGUGAACAACCAAUUUCAGUAGCCUUUUUACAGUUUAUGUACUACGAAAUUACUUGUUGCCUGUUUUCGAAGUAGAAAAAAUAAACUAAAAUAAAUCUGCGCAUUACUUC